Molecule: messenger RNA, 993 nt
Organism: Cynoglossus semilaevis (tongue sole)
Lineage: Eukaryota; Metazoa; Chordata; Actinopteri; Pleuronectiformes; Cynoglossidae
Exons: 3
Coding region: 167-934 (255 amino acids)
Biological process (GO): protein ubiquitination
Molecular function (GO): ubiquitin protein ligase activity
Source: RefSeq, a predicted model, not a curated record
AUUAUCGUCACUGCGUUCAGGUGUGUUCUCCACCAAUGACGUCAGUCACUGAACCGUUCGUUGACGCGGCCCUUAAAAACACACGUGGCUGCGGCCGAGUUCACGUCAGUUCGGUUCCGUCCGUGUUAACGAGUGAAGCAUCGGAUCGAUUUUAAUGUUGGUUUAAAUGAUGGCGUCCGCAGCUUCUUCACUCGAUACUCACGCUGCCGCGGUCAUUUCUCCGUCCGCCGAAGCAGCCAUGAAUCCAUUCAGUCAAAUAGACCUGGACUCCCAUCCCUCUGAAGACGCAGCGGCAUGCUCAGAUUCCUUCACCGAUAACGAUCUCCUAGUCCCCAGCGCCCCCUGUUGUCCGGUCACGCUAACAGUAUGUGGCGAUCCGACUGUUUCAAGCGACUCGUCUUCGCUCAGUGAGGCCUCCUCAGAACAACAUGUCAAUCAAAUCCAAGUCCAGUCUCCAGACCACGACCGCUCUGCCCCCACACUUUGCCCUGACACGGACCCAAUCGCCCAUCCCGCCUCCUGCCACGUCUUCAUCAUCCAGUCUCCGUCGCCGGCCCGCCCUCGGUGUUCCGUGGAGACCUACCCCGACAUGGAGUGCUCCAUCUGCUUCAGCGAAUUCAACAACGUCUUCCGCUGUCCCAAGAUGCUUCACUGCAGGCACACGUUCUGCCUGGAAUGUCUGGCACGUAUCAACGUCAAGUCGACCGAGCCUGGCGCCAUCAACUGUCCUCUGUGCCGCAGCCUGACGCAGCUGCCCGCCCUCGGACUGCCCAGACUGCCCACCAACUCGGAUGUCCUGUCGUCCCUGCCGGCCGCCAUGCAGAGAGUCUAUAGCAUCCACUUCAACCGCAACAAGGGGAAGCUCCAGGUCAAAAGAGAAUUUCUUGGAUGGCCUUUGACCUCAUGUCACAGCCCGCUUCAAUGUCUGGUCUGAGAUCCAGUUCAAAAGAAACCCCCAAAAACUCCAGUCUUCAUCAGGGCUGUGAAGAGGGU